AAGUGCAGAGUAUGAGCAUAUUUAUACAUACGUUUAAGUCCGGAGAAAAAAAGUGAAAUAGUGUAAAGCGAGAGAGUAGAGAGAGAUAGAUGGCCAUGACAACGAAGUCAGUUUCUUCCCUCGCCAUAUUUUUCAUCCUCUGUCUGGUUAUCUUUGAAGUGCCCGAGACAGAAGCGCAGGAUAGAAAAUGUCUUAAAGAAUACGGAGGCGACGUGGGUUUCAGCUUCUGCGCGCCUCGGAUAUAUCCGUCGUUCUGUUAUCAGAGAUGCCGUCAGAACAAGGGAGCGAAAGGUGGAAAAUGCCGUUCAGAGGCCGGCACUGGUAUGAAAUGCUUAUGCGAUUUCUGCAGCAACACGCCUUAAAUCAAAUUCUAAGCGAUCGUUACAUACUUUGGCCGAAGACGCAGACGCCUUGUGUUUGAAUCUUGUAUGUAUCAUGGUUUGUGUAAUAAUAAAGGCCAAUGGUCCAAGUAGUAACUUAAUUAAUAAGGGAAAUAAAUAAAAUAAAUAAAGAGAA
Molecule: messenger RNA, 516 nt
Organism: Brassica napus (rape)
Lineage: Eukaryota; Viridiplantae; Streptophyta; Magnoliopsida; Brassicales; Brassicaceae
Product: defensin-like protein 2
Exons: 2
Coding region: 90-362 (90 amino acids)
Biological process (GO): defense response
Cellular component (GO): extracellular region
Molecular function (GO): sodium channel inhibitor activity
Source: RefSeq, a predicted model, not a curated record